This is a messenger RNA of Necator americanus (New World hookworm), 870 nucleotides long. RefSeq lists its product as uncharacterized. Lineage: Eukaryota; Metazoa; Nematoda; Chromadorea; Rhabditida; Ancylostomatidae. Gene Ontology annotation, biological process: mitochondrial DNA replication. The transcript has 9 exons. The record is from RefSeq and is a predicted model, not a curated record. Gene Ontology annotation, cellular component: mitochondrion. The coding region runs from base 1 to 870 and encodes 289 amino acids. Gene Ontology annotation, molecular function: ATP binding; single-stranded DNA binding; 5'-3' DNA helicase activity.
AUGGAAGCUCUAGCGGUGUCCCAAUGGAAACGCUUUGCUUCUCUCAACAAGUACCUGCUGGGUCUUCGUCCUGGUGAGCUGACUGUACUUACAGGUGGAACCGGAUUCGGAAAAACCACAUUCCUAUGUGAAUAUGCUCUUGACUUAUUCACUCAAGGGGUGCGAACCUUGUUCUGUAGUUUUGAAAUGCCGGAGGAGAAAAUACUGAAAUGGAUGCUCGUGCAAUAUGCUGGUCCUUCACACCUUCGAAGUCUGGCGCGUACUCUCACAUAUAAAAAUGGAAUCAAGGUACCACUUUAUCGUGUUGAGUACAGCAGCGCUAUUGAUAUGUGGUUGGAUAGAUUCGAGCGUACCAAGGGACCGCUGGCUAUAAUGAAGACCACCGAAUUUAGAGAAAAGAGCAUUAAUCAGAUUGCAUCGGCUAUCCGUGGCCAGGUGAUCAAUAGCGGUUGUCAGCAUGUUGUGAUAGACAACUUGCAGUUCCUCGUAAACCAGUCAACAAUGAGUGAUGAACAAUCAAGCAGCCUAGAACGUUUUUUUAUGCAGGACCGGUUUGUGGGUCACAUGAGAUCUCUUGUAUCGCAACAUGGCGUGCACGUGACGAUGGUUGUCCACCCGAGAAAAACUGAUAGCGACAACGAUCUCGACAUACAACAUUUUGGAGGAUCGACGCGCGUAACGCAGGAAGCAGAUAAUGUUCUUGCUAUACAAAGAAGACGUGAUGACCGUGAUCGCGGAAAGUUCAGGAAAUUCCUUUACAUCCUGAAAAACCGAUAUGGAGGACACCGAGUCGAAACUGAUCAAUUGGAGAUGCUAUUUCAACCAGGCACUUACUCUCAUACUAUCAUUGACCAUUCACUCAAAAUAUGA